Molecule: messenger RNA, 1122 nt
Organism: Fonsecaea multimorphosa CBS 102226
Lineage: Eukaryota; Fungi; Ascomycota; Eurotiomycetes; Chaetothyriales; Herpotrichiellaceae
Exons: 2
Coding region: 1-1122 (373 amino acids)
Biological process (GO): DNA-templated transcription
Cellular component (GO): RNA polymerase I complex; RNA polymerase III complex
Molecular function (GO): DNA binding; protein dimerization activity
Source: RefSeq, a predicted model, not a curated record
AUGGCUCCCAUACAACCCUCACAGGACAGCCUUGAUAGGCGAAAGACCGUCGGGGUCAAUGCCGAGACUGUCACCAAUAUCACAUCAACCGACUUCCCCGGUCACCAUGCGGGCGAAGACAACUCUUGGUCCCUCGACAGAUUCGAGAACAACUUGAAAAUCCUCUUCCACCAGAACCAAAAACAUGAAGCCACCUUCUCUCUUGUCGGGGUUGACGCCUCCGUGGCCAACGCUUUCCGCCGCAUCCUCCUCGCCGAAGUGCCCACCCUAGCCAUCGAGAAAGUCUAUAUUCAGAAUAACACUUCAGUGAUAGCAGAUGAAGUCCUCGCCCAUCGGCUAGGACUGGUCCCGUUGAAGGGAAGCCUGCAAGGCCUUGAAAGAUUUAGAAUCUUUGUCGGGGAGCAUCCUGACAGUGGCACCAAAGGCACGGGUCUGUCGGACAGGAACACGGCCGUGCUCAGCCUGAAGGUCAAAUGCGAGCGAAACCCAAAUGCCGAUAGAAAUGCCACCGAGCCAGAAGAAAAAUACAUCAAUAGCAGCGUAUAUUCGCGCCAUAUCGAAUUCACGCCCACGGGCGAACAGGCGGUGCUUUAUGCAAAAGAGCCGAUCCAAGCAGUCAGUCCAGAUAUAUUGAUCGCCAAACUACGUCCGGGUCAAGAAAUUGACCUGGUCAUGCACGCACACAUGUCGACGGGUGGUGAUCACGCCAAAUUCUCCCCCGUCGCCACAGCCACAUACCGCCUCCUGCCGACCAUAACCAUCACAAAGCCGAUCCUCGGCGCGGACGCCCGGAAGUUCCAAAAGUGCUUCCCGCCAGGUGUGAUCGACCUCGAACGAGUGACUCCCUCAGAUGCGGCAUCGGACGAACCGGCCUACCACAACCGCGAGGGCGACGAGAAGGCGGUCGUCAAGGACCCCAUGCGCGACACCGUGUCGAGAGAAUGCCUACGGCACGAAGAGUUCAAGGGCAAAGUCAAGCUGGGAAGAGUACAGGACCAUUUCAUCUUCAACAUUGAGAGCACGGGCCAGUUUCCCAGUGAUGUGCUGUUCUUGAAAAGCGUCGAUGUCUUGAAGAAGAAGGCAAAGAGAUUACUCAAGGCGUUGGAUGAAAUUGGGAAAUGA